GCCACCGCCGCCAAGAUGCAGGACGGAGACGAUGACGAGCUGCCUCCCAUGUUGGUGACUGCCGACGGGAGCACUGCGGCGGAAGAGGCGCUGAGUGUGGAAUUGGACCAGGUGAAGAUUGUCAAGGUGCCCAUAACGAUCAUCACAGGCUAUCUUGGCGCGGGCAAAACCACGCUCCUCAACUACAUACUCACCGCAAAGCAUGGCAAGAAAAUAGCGGUCAUACUGAAUGAAUUUGGCAACACAUCGGACAUUGAAAAGUCUUUGACUGUCAAUCAAGGGGAUCAGCAGGUCUCCGAAUGGCUGGAUCUUGCCAAUGGCUGCAUCUGCUGUUCUGUCAAGGACUCUGGCGUCAACGCCAUCGAGUCUCUCAUGGACCGUCGGGGUGCCUUUGACUAUAUUCUACUCGAAACCACUGGUCUUGCGGAUCCUGGCAACAUUGCUCCUCUCUUUUGGGUGGACGAAGGACUUGGAAGUACCAUAUAUCUCGACGGAAUCGUGACGCUUGUUGAUGCGAAGAAUAUCCUUCGUUCCCUUGACGAGCCCGUCGGCGAAGAGGCUGUCCAUCGCGACGAUGAUCAUCACUCUGGUCCAGUCCUCUCCACAGCUCAUCUGCAAAUUUCCCAUGCCGAUGUAGUGGUCAUCAACAAGUCCGACCUGGUGACCCCUGCUGAACUCCAGGCGGUACAGGAACGUGUCUACUCGAUCAACGCGUUGGCGAGAACACAAGUGACAGAUCAUAGCCAAGUACCGGAGCUGGAAGGGUUGGUCCUGGACCUGCACGCUUACGACAACGUAUCAGCAGAUAAUCUCGAGUUUGCAAGCAAAGGACACAGCCACCUGGAUCCUGCCAUCGGCACUGUGACGCUGACCCUGCCUCGUCUCGAUGACGAUGGCAUAGUGGCGCUCGACAUAUGGCUUCAAUCUGUGCUGUGGGAGUCGCACCUGCCAAGUGAUUCGAAUGGGAAGGCAGAAGGACUGACAUCUGGCUGGGAGAUUCAUCGCAGUAAAGGCCGGGUGAUGCUGGCGAACGGGCGCGUGAAGAUACUUCAGGGAGUUCGUGAGAUUUUUGAGCUCAUAGAUGGUACCGUCAGUGCAGAGGACGACGUCUCACAGCGGGGAAAGCUGGUCUUCAUUGGCCGCAAUAUUGGCGAUGAACGCAGUCGAUUGUUAUUCCAACAGAGUCUUGACUUGAGUCUGCCGACCAGUCCAGUUGCCUAAAUGCUCGUCUCGCGCCGAUACACCGCCAGCAGAUAGAGUAAAAGCUCUGGCUCCAUCUCCUUCUCGCGGAUCGUCUCCCUUCGAGGCCACUCACCGACCAUUCUUGACGACUGUACCACUUGCUUGGGUAGACUACACCACGCUGUCUACGCCCUGUCUACGCCCUGCGGUAAUGACAUCCUUUGGCCGCUGACUGUGAUUGGACAGAUAGGCGGAGUCCCUUGCAUUCCCCAACUGCCAGCUUCAAGAGCUUCAAGAGCUGGCAGUCAAAAGCUCCCACCAUCCCUCAGCCUUGACACGACCAAAUCCACUUUUUCAUAUAGCAACUCCUCCAUCACCACUCUGCGUAGCUACUCGAGCUCGUCUUUUUUUCUGCGGAACAAUCACCAUGGCCAAGCCAUAUACCAACAUUAACGAAGAACAACUCCAACAAGAUGCCCAAGAUACCUUGCUACAUUUUGUAUGCCCAUCAUUUCAUGCCACCAGCAACGCACACCUGCAUCGCCAAUUGGUCUAACCCGCCCUUCUCUAGGGCCCAUCCUUUCAGCCCUUCAUAAUAACUUCCACCUCUGCCCGCACAAUCACAACCGCAAGCAACCACACCCUCCUCGACUGGACCUCAGGUCAGAUGUCCACUUCCAUCGGCCACGGCCACCCCGAGGUCACCUCCACCAUCACCUCCC
Messenger RNA from Sphaerulina musiva SO2202, 1904 nucleotides. RefSeq names its product CobW domain protein. The record is from RefSeq and is a predicted model, not a curated record. The transcript is spliced from 2 exons. NCBI's taxonomy places the organism in Eukaryota, Fungi, Ascomycota, Dothideomycetes, Mycosphaerellales, Mycosphaerellaceae. Gene Ontology annotation, cellular component: cytoplasm. The coding region runs from base 16 to 1221 and encodes 401 amino acids.